AUGCCGUACAGCCCCCGUCCCCGCGUGAGUCGUCUUCACACAUUGGUAUUGUUAAGUACUUAUUCCAGCUUAGAGGCUUUCAGCUGUUACAAGAAGGACGUAGCUGUGCCCCGCGCCUUAACAGACGAGGGCGGUACCAGUGGUCCUGAUCGGUGCUUCCUCUCGUACUGUUCUGAUCUACUCUUCAAUACAUCGCAGUAG
Molecule: messenger RNA, 201 nt
Organism: Enterospora canceri
Lineage: Eukaryota; Fungi; Microsporidia; Enterocytozoonidae
Source: the annotation of a GenBank genome assembly